Molecule: messenger RNA, 195 nt
Organism: Acaulospora morrowiae
Lineage: Eukaryota; Fungi; Glomeromycota; Glomeromycetes; Diversisporales; Acaulosporaceae
Source: the annotation of a GenBank genome assembly
AUGGGCUUUAAGAGGGAUCCGAAUAUAACUUAUUACAGCAAGAUCAAAAUGAAAAGAACGAAAUCACCAUCAACAUCAGACGGCUCACCUUAUCAGAGUGAUACCAAACAAACAGAUCAUAAGAAAAGAAAAGUGUCGCAACCAGAUAGCUUAAUAAUGCAGAGCCUAUUUGUAGAAAUUAAGGAAAAUAAGUGA